This is a messenger RNA of Thalassophryne amazonica, 1736 nucleotides long. It is a transcript of the gene rassf11, whose product is annotated as Ras association domain family member 11. Lineage: Eukaryota; Metazoa; Chordata; Actinopteri; Batrachoidiformes; Batrachoididae. Bases 183 to 1595 code for a protein of 470 amino acids. The record is from RefSeq and is a predicted model, not a curated record. The transcript has 2 exons. Gene Ontology annotation, biological process: signal transduction.
UCAGGACACAACUUCUGUUCUGCAGCCCGCACAGAAAGGUGGGUCUCUUAAGUUUUUCUUUUUUUAUUACUGUAAUGUGAGAGGAAUAUUUGAAAUGCUUGUUUACAGCUUAAAUGUAGAUUUGUGUAACCAUUUGAGUAUUUUUAACAUCUGGUAAACGUUAAAAUCAGUGACAAAAUACAAUGGAAGUGAAGGUGUUCGUGGAUGAUGUCCAACGUGUGGUAUGUGGUGUCACUGAGGAAACGACGUGUGAAGAAGUAGUCAUCACGUUGGCUCAAGCCUUGAGUCAGACGGGAUGCUACACCUUACGGGAAAAAUUCAAAGACUUUGAGCGGAGCAUGACUCCCACCGAACAUCUUCUGGAAUCUCUUCGGAAGUACGGAGAGCAGGCCAGGGAGGUCCAGCUCAUUCUGCUCCACAGCGGGCCAUCUCCGCGGGACGGAAUGAGCAGAACAAAGCUCAGCAGAUACCCGCCGUGCCCGCCCAUAAGAAGAAGAGACGCUGGUGUCAAAACGCGGUGGCGCAGUGGUUCGCUCAGUCUGCAUCGCCAAAGCUUGCCGCCAUUAUCCUGCUCACAACAGGAAGCCGAGCAGCCACCAGCAGACCAGAAAAGGGCUAAGAGGAAGUCACUGAGCCUUGUGGAAGAGGCUCGUGGUUGGCUGGAAAGUCUCGGGAAAGGCAAAGUUUACAACGCCGUCUGCGAUACAGAAAGCAGCAAGAAAUCCAACAAAAGUCAGCAAACCUCUGUGGAGAUUUCUGUCGGUAAAGUUAAAUCAGUGCGAAGUAGUCUGUUGAGCAAAGUCAGGGGUCAGAAAAGUUUAAAAUCAGACAUGGACCAUCACAGCUCCUGCUGUAUGGGGAGUCAGGUGAGGGAAAAGGAACACAAAUAUUUAAAGAAAACCCAAGAGGUCAAACCCGACUGCCUGUCAGAGUGCGCGAUAAUCAGAGAAGAGAAAAACAGGUUGCGAGAAACCAUCAAACUGCAAUGUGCCCAUCUGCAGGAUUUACAGCUCCACAUGAGACAUUUAGACAAACAGAUCAUAGAGCUUGAGGAACAACAGAGGACCAAAAAGGACGAGCAGGAAGCUCAGAAGAAAGUUAUCGAAGAGGAGCUCGAGCAGAUAGCCUUUUGGGAGAACGAGCUCAAAGCAGAAGAAGGUCACGAGAAAGAUCUGCAGCGCGAGUUCCUGGAGAUGAGGGCAAAGGUCAUCGAGUGUAAAGCCAAACUGGAAGAGUACAAGGACGCCACGCAUGGGUUGAGUUUAAGUGUUCAGAACUCGACUCAGAAAGACUCAGAAACAAGUUCCAAAGGUGGUGAAACCGCUGCCACGGAGAUUAUAGCUGAAGACCAGCAGCAGCAGAAAGACGAGCAAAAGCCAACGCCCGAGACAAACACCAACAGGAAAUUCCUCGACCCUCCUCAAGCUCUGGUUCCUCCAAACCAGAUAAAAGAACGCCGGCCCACGGGACCCACUGAGCUCAGGGAGUGGUGGACGCGCUGGUCUGAGACUCAAAAUCCGAAAGGCAGAGAGGCUAAAACAAAGUCCGUUCACCGUUCUGAGCUCACGAUUUAUCUGGGCAAUGCCAAAGUUUAGAAAGGAACCAAACCUCACAAAAGGCGGCGAUAAUGUACUUAAUUCACUUAAUGUAUUUAUACUUCACAGAAAAUAGAAAUCACCCUGGUCUAAAGUUUGUUUGGCCAUUUCAAUCACUUUUGUGCAUUUUAUAGCAGCGAC